This is a messenger RNA of Xenopus tropicalis (tropical clawed frog), 2088 nucleotides long. RefSeq names its product provisional ortholog of N-acetyltransferase 16 (putative). Gene Ontology annotation, molecular function: acetyltransferase activity; L-histidine N-acetyltransferase activity; transferase activity. The coding region runs from base 995 to 2011 and encodes 338 amino acids. The record is from RefSeq and is a predicted model, not a curated record. The transcript is spliced from 3 exons. Lineage: Eukaryota; Metazoa; Chordata; Amphibia; Anura; Pipidae.
UCAGUCUUCAAAGCUCACCUCAAGUGGCCUUCAGGCUGGGUCUACCUUCCAAUGGUUUGGGAAGGUUGGUCCAAGAGGAACCCCAGAGAGUUCCAUUAGCAGGUAAUAUCUACAUACAAAAGAUGGAGGGGCGGCGGAUUGAAGAAACAUGAACAGAAACUCACCACAACUAACCUGCAUCUCCUUAUAUAGAGUUUGUAUGGACAGGACUACAUUACCCAGCAUGCAUCAGAGCUGAGGACCUUGUUGGGGGCUUUGAAACCACCAAUGAGAAGGAAAGGUGCAAAAUGUUCGUAAGGACAGCUCUCCUGGACUAAUAUAAAAAUAGGUAGAGAAGUGUGGGACAGAGAGACUUCUGACUGCCGAGUACCUGCUGUACCCAGGGGCGUGUGUUAUCACAGUCAAAUUUUUGCACAUUGGGGCUCUUAUUAAGGGGCAGAUUUAUCAAAAUGUGAGUUUAGAGGUUAAUACAUAAAAGCUCACCCAUGUUCUAUUCACUAAACCUUUUGCCAUCCCACCCAUACCAUAACCACACCCAAUAAACCCACCACUGCCAAGGGAGCUCUAAAUGGUCAUCUCCCUUCUUAUUACAGUAAUAACAAUAGCUAACAAAAUCAAGCCUUGUUUGGUGGCCUAGUGUUCUAGACCCCUGCGUAGCUCUCUAAUAUCAAUAUUGAAUCUGAUUUGACACACCCUAAAUGCUUUCUCAAACAAUGAAGUCCUUAAGGAUUUGCCCCAGGGCCUCACCACUAAAGAUAACCCUGGUUACUCACUCCUACUAAUCUAUCUUUGCUUCAGUAAGAAUGUAUUAGAAAGUUCUUGAAAGGAAGGCACUAUAUUGUGCCCUUUGAAUUAUUAUUGUAUUCUGUAAGCAGUGCACGUUGCACAAUAAGAGGAGGGAUCUUAGACUUUGGUUUGUUACGUUCCGAGACCUUUGCUUUUAAGGGGAAAGUUCAUUUUGUGUGAGUGACUACAGGUGAAGGCAGUGUUUGCCAUGUCUCGGCCAACUCCACAAGACAUACAGGUUCGUCCUGCCACUGCCCGUGACUAUGAGCAGGUGAUGUCCAUCUCAGAAGGAGUAUACAGUGGGGUGGAUUAUCUUCCAGUUAGGUACCAUGAGUGGCUGGAAGACCCUCAGCGGAGGAUGUUCCUGGCCAAGUUCGAUGGAAGAGUGGUGGGCUUUGAGUCCUUUGUUGUGGUAGAUGCGGGUGUCACUGCUGUUCUUCAAGGUCUACGUGUUUCACCCAGGAUGAGAGGUCGUGGGGUGGCAGGGAUAAUGCAGCAGACAUGCAUAGACAACCUGCGCUCUAAUUAUCCUGAUGUCACCAGAAUUCGCCUAACACGGCUAGAAGAACCCACGCCUUCAAUGCUGAGCAAGUACCGAAUGUUACAUUCCAAGGCAGUGGUCUCAGUGAUCUUGCCCCAUGACCAACUAGACCAUGCUGUCAAGUUGCUGAAGCAUCGGGUGCAGAGUGCAUAUGGGAGAAGACCUCUUGUUGUCCUUACUCCUGAAGCAGUCCUAAGUUUGUUUGAGAAUUCCUGUACCGCCGAGGUGUUGCUUCCCAAGGGGCUUCUUAUCCAAGGUUGGCUUCCUCUAUCUACCCACAGGUCCAACCUAGAGUUGUUGCUACAAAGAGGAGUUGUCUGGUUCCAUUCUGAACACUGUGAAGAGACAAGUGACUCUGCCAAAACCUCUAAAUCCAGAAAUACCAGUGAUGCCAUUUCUCCUUCAUCUGAGUUCCUUAGCCUGGGCACCCCUCCCUACUCUGUGCCCCUAGGAGAUGGUAUGCAUCGGUUUGACAUUGACCUGUUUGGAACUGAUCCUAUUGCUGCACAAGCCCAUGUCCUACACCAGCUGAUUGAAGGAGUGCGUUUACUACCCACAGGGGGUGGUGUUAUUUGCUUCUUGUAUGCAGAAAAGAGUCUUGAAGCUGUGCUUACUCAGUUCUGCCAAGGGAUUACCCCAUUUCCUCUAUGGAAUAAGCAACUUGUCCUAGAGCAGGAUAUCUAGUAGUCGCAACCAAAUUUGUCAGCACACAUUAUUCCAAGAUACUAGACACCAAUAAAAACCUACUUGCCCAACCCACA